AUGGAUCUCAAUGCUUUUCCAUUUGAUUUAAAUGAAGAACCAUUGUUUGAUUUAAAUGAAGAGCCAUUGUUUGAUUUAAAUCAAGAACUACAUGAUUUAAAUGGUGAGGAAGAAAACUUUGCUACAGGAGAAGAAAGCAACACUCACAUAACUGCUGAUUCAGAAGAAGUCCAUGAAGUUCAGAAUGAAAGUCACGAAAAUAUUCAAGAGGAGCAGCCCCAAAACAAUGAUGAGGAACAACUCCAAAUGCAAAGAAAGGUUAAAAUGUUGAGUAAUGAAGAGCGCAUUACCAUUUAUCAGCUACUACUGCAAAAAAGUGUUGAUGGAAAAUUACCUCAAGGGGUGAAAGAGUCAGUAGCUUCAUCAUUUUCAGUUUGUAGGAAAACUAUCGACCGUAUUUGGAAAAGAGCAAAAGAAAGUGAGACUCAUGAUGUGUCUCAUAAGAAGACAAAAAAUAGUGGUCGCAAGAGAGUUGAAAUUGAUUUGAGUCAACUUCGUGAAAUCCCUUUGAGCCAAAGAACAACUGUUCGAACUUUAGCUGUUGCCAUGAAAACAAAUACAAGUGCAAUGUAUAGGCUUAUACAAUCAGGUGCAAUAAAGCGUCAUUCGAGUGCCAUAAAGCCACAACUGACAGAGGAAGGUAAAAGAUUGCGGUUGGAAUUUUGUUUGUCGAUGCUUGAAGGUAUACCGCAUGAUCCAAUGUUCCAAAGUAUGUACAAUAUUAUUCACAUUGAUGAAAAAUGGUUCUACAUGACGAAGAAAUCUGAGAGAUACUAUUUGCUCCCAGACGAGGAUAAACCACAUCGUAGUUGUAAAAGUAAAAAUUUUGUUCCAAAAGUUAUGUUUUUAACUGCUGUAGCUCGACCAAGAUUUGACUCGGAAAAAAAUGUAACUUUUUCAGGGAAAAUUGGAAUUUUCCCGUUUGUCACUCAAGAACCGGCUAAAAGGACAAGUGUUAACAGAGUGGCGGGAACAAUGGAGACAAAAGCAAUAACUUCGAUAAAUAGAGACCUCAUAAGGUCAGUUUUUAUUGAGAAAGUGCUUCCAGCUACAAAGGAAGUGUGGCCAAGAGACGAAUUGGGGUCAACGAUAUUCAUUCAACAAGAUAAUGCAAGAACUCAUAUUAAUCCUGAUGAUCCUGAGUUUGUUCAGGCAGCCACACAAGAUGAAUUUGACAUCCGUUUAAUGUGUCAACCUCCUAAUUCUCCGGAUUUUAAUGUCUUGGACCUCGGAUUUUUCAGUGCUAUACAGUCAUUGCAUUACAAGGAAGCACCUAAAACUAUUGAUGAACUUGUCAAUGCAGUGGUGAAGUCGUUUGAAAACUAUUGUGUGGUGAAGUCCAUUUUCAUAUUUCUCUCAUUGCAGUUAUGCAUGAUAGAGACAAUGAAAGCCAAAGGUUCCAAUAGAUAUACAUCUCAGCAUAUGCAGAAGGAAAAAUUAGAAACAGAAGAACAACUACCCAUUCAAUUGAAGUGUGACCCAAUAUUAGUGCAAGAAACUUUGGAUUACUUAAACAACAAUUAA
Glycine soja is the source of this 1524-nucleotide messenger RNA. RefSeq lists its product as uncharacterized. The transcript is spliced from 2 exons. The record is from RefSeq and is a predicted model, not a curated record. Lineage: Eukaryota; Viridiplantae; Streptophyta; Magnoliopsida; Fabales; Fabaceae. The coding region runs from base 1 to 1524 and encodes 507 amino acids. Gene Ontology annotation, molecular function: nucleic acid binding.